UUUGGUGAAACAUCAGAGUGAAAUUUAAGUAUAUGUUAAUGUUAUGUCUCAACAUUGAAUACACAAUUUGCAAGUAACGAGUUUCUGAUUCCCCUCUGAAGAGAUGGGGUUCAGUUUACACCUAAAAAAGAACAGCUCGAAAAAGCAAAGUGGCGCCAAGACAGCGAAUAAGGAACCUUCUCCUCUACACCAAUUCAGCAACCAUCCAUGUCCAAAGGAUCCAGAUAAGAUGAAAGCCAAAAAGCUAUCUAGUGGUGUUGUUCCACCACAAUGCAAUGAUCCUGAUCAUAAAUCAGUGAAAGAUGUGGCAAAAAAGAUUGCGAACCGCGACAAGAGCGCCAAGGGAAGCUCGAGGACUAAUAGUGAUGAGCUUGUUAAGUACAUGUCCAAUUUGCCAGGUUAUCUCCAGCGCAGCGCGGAUAGAGGCAAAAACCUCCAAGGGAAGGCCUUGAAUUUUGGGGUUCUGGAUUGGUCAAGGCUUGAGAAAUGGAAGAACAGAGAAAUGCACGUUCCGGCUCUAUAUAGCAGCUUCGCGAAAUUCAAUACCGGCGAAGCUUCAUCAUCGAGAGUAGCCCCCGGCACGUCAUCUAACAUUGCUCGUGGCGGUAGAAAACUUGAUGAUAACAAGAAAAGAUUGGACUCUUCAGGUUCCAAGGCACCUCAUAAGGAAGUAUUUCCUGAAAGUUCAAAUGUUUCAUCUGUUGAAUUCGAGUCGUUUCGGAAGAAGACUCAUCAAAAGGAGUGGAGGACUGAAAGUCUUGCAUCUAAGUCUAGGAAUCAUAAUGGAGUCUCAUUGGGUUCUAAUUCAAAUUUAAAUUAUGGUAGAGAUGUUAAUUUUGAAGCUAAGAAGAGCUUGGAGGGUAUCCAGCAGCAGCAGCAUAUCCUCAGGACAAAAGAGAGAAUUCACAAGCCGAGUUCUCCGCGGCGACAUACAUCGCUAAGGCUGAAAAACAAAGGAGUUUCGUUCAGUUCUCAGAAGAAAAUGAUGGAUCAGUUUCAGACAUUAGAUGCAGAUGGUGAUGGCCAAAGGAAAUUCAACAGUAAACCAAGCAAUAUUGUUCUGCUUCGGCCGCGCCGAGUUCAGCAGUUCAAUUCUUCUACUGCAGAUUAUUAUGAGCUGUCUAAAUUAAGAUCUUCACAUGAUGAUGACAAUUCGGAAUCAAGCCACAGUAGCCUCUUCACUUUCCUUCCAGAGGAGGUCUCCGAAGAGCUGUGUUCUGAAAUUCGACAUUCUAGUACACUGACUUCUGUGACCGAUGAACCUUCCACUUCUUCAGAAAGAAUGGAACACAUUGCUGAUUCGGAUUCGGAUGUUGAUUCACACCCUGGAGAUAUCUUCCUUUUGAAGGAUGUCUUAAACAUUAAGCUUGAGAAUGGCCAAGAAACUGCUGAGGUGGCAGAUCAGAAUAGCCAGAACUCUUCUCCGAAUUACAAGCUUAGCUUGAGCUUUGAUCAGAUGAGAAGAAGUUUCAGUUUGAAGGAGCAGGAUCUUCCUCCGCAACUUAGUGCAAAAUCUGGACCAUUGACAACUGAAUCUUUAGAAAAUUCUAUGAAGGAAAAGGAAAAGGGUCAUAAGAGAACAAGGUCCACUCCCUUUCUUAAGUUAUUUGAUCCUUUGUUGAAGCAUAAUGCAUCCAACACACAGCAUUCAAACGAAAGUAGUCUUGCAGCACAAGCAAUCACAGGUUUAAAUCCGCUCGCUGACAAAAGCAAAGGAUCUUCAAUUCAAGCGAUUCUGCAGCUAACAAUAAAGAAUGGACUGCCUUUGUUUAAAUUUUUGCUCAAUAAUGAAAGAAAGGUUCUAGCAGCUACCAUGAAAAGUUUGGCCUCGCCGGAGAAGGACGAUGCAGGGUUCUGUUUUUCGUUCUACCUUGUUAACGAAAUCAAGAAAAAGAGUGGUGGAUGGAGGAGUCAUGUAAGCAAAGAUAAAAGCUGCGGAUAUGUGUACAAUAUGGUUGGUCAGAUGAAGUGUUCGAGCCGAAAGAUCGACCAAAGGAGCAACCAGAACAGCAAGAGAGAGUGCAUGGUGAAAGAAUAUGUCCUGUUUGGAGUUGAAAUCGACAAUGCAGAUCAAAAGGCAUCAAAACUCAGCAAGAGGAAGGAGCUUGCAGCCAUUGUUAUGGAGAUUCCUUGUGAAAACUCGAGCCGCGAGGGGGUGCAUGAUUAUGAUUUGAUGAAGAAGGGAUGCUUGAAGUGCUUGGAAGAUCAAAGAUGCUUUUGCAUAUCAGGAGAAAGAGAUGUGUGUGGUAACAUCACGGCUAUUCUUCCAGGUGGUGUGCAUAGUGAACCAACCAAAGGAGAGCCUUCGCCGUUGAUCUACCGAUGGAAAUCCGGCGGAACGUGUGAUUGUGGCGGUUGGGAUGUUGGUUGCAAACUGCUUGUUAUCUCCAACAAGAAUCCUAGUUCAAAUGUUCCAAGAACUUCAAAAACUCAACAUGAGAGAUUCCAACUCUUUGUCCAGGAAGGAGCAGACCCAAGCACACCUCUUUUCACUUUGGCACCACUGAAGGAUGGAUUUUACUCGGUAGAAUUCAGCUCAACGAUUGAUCAUUUGCAGGCAUUCUUCAUUUCCGUGGCCGUUUUGAGCAGCCAAAAACUACCAACUUUUUUAGAAAUGAGUAACAUGCAUGAUGACAUCAAGUAUGAACUUCAAGGAAAAGCAUCAAUAAAUUAUAAUCCAAUUCCACCAGUCUCCCCAGUUGGCAGAGUUUAAUUUCCACAGGUAGCUCAGAGAAACAAGGGAAUGCACUGUACACAACAUGCCUCUGUUUCCCUUCUUCCUUACCGUAGAAACUGUUGUAGCAGAAAAUGUAAGUUCAUAGUAUUUUUCUUUUCGUUGUACGAAAGUACCACACUGCACCAACGCCAUGCCCUUGUUUGUACAAAAUACAAUAUCAACGAAUAAAACCUCUAGGGUUAUAUACUGCACAACUUUGGGCAUGUAUAAUAGAAAAAGCUGAAACUAGAAGAUGCUCCAAAGUUGGGCUGGUGCCUUCAAUGUACUUUUGGUUGUUCAAAUUA
Molecule: messenger RNA, 3021 nt
Organism: Arachis stenosperma
Lineage: Eukaryota; Viridiplantae; Streptophyta; Magnoliopsida; Fabales; Fabaceae
Exons: 2
Coding region: 104-2713 (869 amino acids)
Source: RefSeq, a predicted model, not a curated record